This is a messenger RNA of Lactuca sativa (garden lettuce), 1607 nucleotides long. Its product is annotated as E3 ubiquitin-protein ligase PUB24. Gene Ontology annotation, molecular function: ubiquitin protein ligase activity. The record is from RefSeq and is a predicted model, not a curated record. NCBI's taxonomy places the organism in Eukaryota, Viridiplantae, Streptophyta, Magnoliopsida, Asterales, Asteraceae. Gene Ontology annotation, biological process: protein ubiquitination.
ACACGCACCAACAGCCGCAAUCUCUUACCAUAUCCAUACAUUACCCAAUUUAAUAUAGAUGCAGAUCCAUAUAGCAAUCCAAUAAUCAUUCGUUUCAUUUGUUGUCUUCCAAUUCUUUUAAAAUAAUGGAUGACCGAGAAGUCCCCCACUAUUUCAUUUGUCCAAUUUCUCUGCAAAUCAUGAAAGAUCCGGUGAUUGUCGCCAGCGGCAUCACCUACGACAGAGAGAGUAUUCAACGGUGGCAGUUCCAUGGAAAAAACAAGAGUUGUCCAGUCACCAAUCAACCGCUACCCAUCGCCUCAGAAUUCACUCCUAACCACAAUCUCCGUCGCCUCAUCGAAGCAUGGUGUGCAUCCGAUCGAGUUGUUCCAGCACCAUCGAAGCAAUCCUCUUUGCAGCUGAAGGUAAUCGCCAUAAACCUCAUCAAGAACCUCAAGCAACAGGAGCUGCAACUUGAAUCACUUAAAACUUUGGAAAGUCUUGCAUCCGAAAGUAAAAAUAAUAGAAUUUGCUUCAAAGAUGUUGGUGUUGUUAGAGCCAUGGUUACCAUCGUUGUUUCCUGUUAUCAGAAUCGCACAACCGUUGGUCUAAAAGAAGCUCUUAACGUUCUUUAUCUUGUUGGAUUUACAGAAGACGAAACACACUCAGUUCUUGAAGAAUACGAUCGAAUCCUAAAUUCCUUAACAUGGGUAUUGGGUUUUGAUGCUAGUACUUAUAAUGAUACAACAAUGAAACCCCACGCAUUAGUUUUAUUAAAAGACCUCAUAAACUACGCAAAGUCGCAUGUUCUUGAGAGAUUGAAGCUGGAUUUUUUCAAGACGAUUGUAGUUAUUCUUAGACAACGAGAAAAUAAGAAUCUUGAACAAAGAAUCAAGGAGGGUUUACAUGUGUUGCUUAGCACUUGUACCUGGCCAAGAAACUGCUCGAUGAUGAUUCAAGCAGGAGCUGUUUUUGAGCUUGUGGAGCUCGAGCUUGGGUCACCAGACAAGGAAACCACCGAGUUGAUUAUGGCAGUGUUGUUUCAUUUAUGUUCUUCAGCCGAUGGGAGAGCUCAACUUCUUGGUCAUGCAGCCGGAUUAGCUAUGAUCACAAAGAGAAUGGGGAAGGUUUCUCAUAAGGUUGAUGAAAGAGCCUUGAUGAUUAUUUCAUUGAUAUCCAAAUUUUCUGCGACAGAUGGGGUGCUUCAAGAGAUGGUUAGAGUUGGAACAGUUGAGAAACUAUGUAUGGUGCUACAAGUAAAUGGUCGACAUUCACAUCCAAGGGACAAAGCCAGGGAGAUCCUUAAAAGACACUCAAAUGUGUGGAAAGACUCUCCUUGUUUAGAUAUUACUCUCUUAACAAGGAAUCCCAGUCAUUCAUUGCUGAUGAAUACCAACAAAGAGCGGACGAGGAACGAGAGUUUUUUGACGUGGGGAAAAUAGAACGAGCCUCAACGAGGAAAAUUGGGAUUUGGAAAUUGGAAGUGUUAGAUAAAUUCAUAAAGGGACAUUAUUUCUUAUAUAUAUUUCGGGUAAUCGGGUGUACCCGAAACCCAAACAACUUACUCUUUAUCCGACCUGAAAAAAAUUCGGGUUACCCACUUACCCGAAAAAGUUAACCCGAUACCC